AUGGGAUUAUAUUCAACGACUGUGACUAUCACCAACAAGUGCAAGUACACAGUGUGGCCAGCAAUUUUAUCCGCCGCCGGAAGCUCGUCCCUCGCCACCACCGGCUUUGUCCUCGUAUCAGGUAACUCCAAAACUCUCCCCGUGCCUCCCGCUUGGUCCGGCCAAUUGUGGGGUCGGACCCUUUGCUUCCUCGACACCAACGGCAAGUUCUCAUGUGUCACAGGGGACUGCGGCACCUCAACUGUAGAAUGCGCCGGUGGAAACCCCAAAUCACCCGUUACUCUGGUGGAGUUUGAUUUUAACGGCACCGGCCAUAUGAACCUAUACGACAUCAGCCUCGUGGAAGGUUUCAACCUUCCGGUGAGGGUGGCUUCCAGGGGUGGAAACUGUUCAGCGACGGAUUGCUCGGUGGACUUGAACGCGGUGUGUCCAACGGAGCAUAAGGUGAUUAGGAAUGGAGAGGCCGUAGCUUGCAAGAGCACGUGCCAAACUGAACCAUGCUCUAGUUCACUGUUUUUCAAGACUGCAUGUUCUGGGGUUCGUGUCUACGCUCACGAUCAUGGCUUCUUCACUUGUUCUUCUCCUCAUUAUACACUCACUUUCUGUCCCACUUCCAAGAGUUGGAGGAAAGCAGAGAACAAAAAAGAGCCUUCGGGGAAAAACGCAGUAAAAUACACAGGCGUGUUGGCUGUUAUUAUUAGCGUUAUAUGUGGCUUCAUAAUAUUCCGAAUAAGGUUACGUUUAUCAAACAGAGAUUGGGAAAUCAGCUUGAGCGCAGGAACUACAAAUGACACUGCACAAUGUUAA
Messenger RNA from Vigna unguiculata (cowpea), 807 nucleotides. Its product is annotated as pathogenesis-related thaumatin-like protein 3.5 pseudogene. NCBI's taxonomy places the organism in Eukaryota, Viridiplantae, Streptophyta, Magnoliopsida, Fabales, Fabaceae. The record is from RefSeq and is a predicted model, not a curated record.